Acanthocheilonema viteae is the source of this 860-nucleotide messenger RNA. Lineage: Eukaryota; Metazoa; Nematoda; Chromadorea; Rhabditida; Onchocercidae. The record is from the annotation of a GenBank genome assembly.
AUGGUAAAAUAUAAAUUGCAGGUGGACUGUUGGAGUUUAGGAAUUCUUCUCUACACACUUGUUUACGGGUCAAUGCCAUUUGAUGGUCGUGAUUUCAAUCGAAUGGUUAGACAAAUUAAGCGUGGCGCAUAUUUCGAGCCUGAUACUCCAUCAACCGCUUCAAUGUUGAUUAGAAAUAUGUUACGAGUUAAUCCAGAGAGACGAGCAGAUAUUGAUGAAAUUGCCAGUCAUUGGUGGCUAAAUCUAGAUGAAAAUAUGCCUGUCAUUCAAGAACUUCCGGAAAAUCAGAUCAUCGAUCAUACACCAUUAACUGAUCGAGCAGAAACAAUGAUAGUACAGGAUUUAGCUGAUGAAGCUGAUGUAUUCAUGGAUUUCGGCCAUUUAAGUCCUUCGACUAGACUUAAAAUUGAGGAAUUUCGUAGACGACGUAAAGAAGCUGAAGAAUACAUCGAGAAUUCACCAAUAAAACCACCAAAAGCACGGAGAACAGAUGGCACCAAAUUGCCAUCAUUUACAGCAGCAGAAAAAAGCUUACGUUAUGAUCCUCGAUUAAGUAAGGAAAAGGAGCGUGAGCAAGUAUCGGUGGUGGAAGAACCGGAUGCAUAUUAUGAACCAUUGGAAAGACUGAAACGAUUGGAAUCACGAUUGCAGGGCAGAGAUAAUCAGGCAGUUAUUACAGAUAACAAAUUGUCAAAUAUAUCUAAUUCGACUCCAGCAAACAAAGAAGUUCGUCGUUUUAAGCAAACAGCAUUGGGAACCGUUAGCGAAUGUAAUAAUAGCACUAGCAGAAUGAAGAUCAAAUGUGAAAGAUUGAGUCCAGAACAGCCUGAUGAUCCGGUCACUUCGAAUUCCAAGAUCAG